Molecule: messenger RNA, 7872 nt
Organism: Bombus huntii
Lineage: Eukaryota; Metazoa; Arthropoda; Insecta; Hymenoptera; Apidae
Product: A disintegrin and metalloproteinase with thrombospondin motifs 7-like
Exons: 17
Coding region: 82-3699 (1205 amino acids)
Biological process (GO): extracellular matrix organization; proteolysis
Cellular component (GO): extracellular matrix
Molecular function (GO): metalloendopeptidase activity
Source: RefSeq, a predicted model, not a curated record
GCGAUAUGCGAAAUUGUUGCGGGAACGAGGAUGCGUCGUUCGUACGUUCUUUAACGAAAACUCUUCUCUUCCCGGUGGUCGAUGUUCAGGUACACGAGAGACGUCCACGAGCCGGAAUUUUUGAUCCCGAGAAGAGUGUUCGAAGAUGGCAGCUUCGACACAUACUCGUUGCCGUAUUUCUAUGAUCGGCAAGAGAUCAACGAACGUAAGAAAAGGUCGACCGAGACGGGCGAGCAGGAGCUUGAGGCCGAUAAAGUGCACCUGGUGCUGCCUUUCAACGGGAUCGAACACCAUGUGGAGCUCAACCCGUAUCACGAAUUCAUCUCGCCCGACAUGGUGAUCGAGACGCGGGGUACCGGCCUGAGAACUAACUUGAACGAAGCGUUACGAUUCAAGAGAGCCUCCGAUCGACAAUGCCAUUAUCGGGGCUUUGUUAGAGGCCAUCGCACAUCCAAGGCAGCUCUUUCUCUCUGCGAUGGUGUGGUUGGUUACGUGCAAACUAAUCAUGGCCGGUACUUCAUCGAGCCGGUGAACGAAGCAGAACCGCAGCAGGAUGGACAGCACGUUCACAUAGCUUACAAGCGGGAUGACUGGCACGAAAAGAAGGAGAGUCGGGACGAUUCUUCCAAGAAUUACUGCGGAACUUCCGAUGACUGGGAGGCGGCGUGGGCGGAACAGUUGGCCAAACGACAGAAGCGACUAAUGGAAGAGAAUCCCGAGGUUGGUAAGGGCACUUCCUUGACCCACAGUAUUCAUCGCUUCGUAGAGAUUGGAUUGGUCGCGGACAGAAGGUUUCUCGACUUUUACAACAACAGCAACUACGAACAGUACCUGUUGACUAUCAUGAACAUGGUGUCGGACUUUUAUCACGACAGAUCUGUCGGCAAUCAAAUAGACAUGGUCGUCGUCCGCAUUAUAUAUUUGGAGAAGGAAAAGGAAGAGAUAGAUCUGCUUAUUAGUCCCGCAGCCGAGGCAACGUUAGCGAGCUUUGCCAAAUGGGCCCAAAAGAUGAACCCUACGGAUCACACUCACCCCAACCAUUACGACAUAGCGGUUCUUGUAACUAGGUACGAUAUUUGCGCGGAAGGCGCACCGAAUUGCAAUCUGAUGGGCCUGGCGUAUGUCGGAACUGCCUGCGAUCCCGAAAAAGCAGCUUGCAUCACCGAAGAUAGUGGCCUAUUGCUUGGAAUCGUAAUUAGCCACGAAGUUGGUCACGUGAUGGGCUGUUCGCACGACGAUGUCGCUAUCAGUGGCUGUCCACCCAAAGAUAACGAUAACAGUUAUUUCCUCAUGUCACCCAUUGUCAACAUCUAUUCGUUGAGAUGGUCGACUUGCAGCAGGAAAUACAUCACUACCUUGCUCGAGAGCGGCUUGGGCGAGUGCUUGACCGACGAUCCAAGAAAUCCGCCGGAGAAAUUCAAGUAUCCGGACAUGUUACCCGGUGCGAUGUACGACGGCAAUUUUCAAUGCGACAUGAACUUUCCCGGGUCGAAGAUCUGCCCUGGCGAUACCGGGCGAGAUGCAAUGUGCGAGCUGCUAUGGUGCGAAGGGAAGAACGGAAGCUGUUUCUCCCGGGGAUCACCCAUGGCCGAAGGAUCAAAAUGCGGCGAGAAUUUGUGGUGCAUUCACAAGAAAUGCGUGGCUAUGGGCACCCGACCGACGGCGGUGCACGGUGGCUGGGGCAAAUGGGGUCCCAUGAGCGGUUGCAGCAGAAGCUGCGGCGGUGGCUUGAAAUUCGCCGAGAGAGAAUGUGACAAUCCGCCGCCCGCCAACAAAGGCAGAUACUGCAUCGGAGAGAGAAAGAAGUUAGCCAUUUGCAACACCAUGCCCUGCGACCAUAGGAAACCAUCGUAUCGCCAGUUGCAGUGCAGUUGGUACAACGAGCGAAAAAUCUUGACCGACGGCAAGCAUAACUGGACUGCGUACACUAUCCACGAUCCAACGCUCGAUCCGUGCAACUUGUACUGCAUCAAUGAAAAGAACGUAUUCACCAAGUUCCAAGUGGCAAACGAUUCUACUCCCUGCAAGGGUGGUACUAACAACAUGUGCGUCGGUGGUACAUGCAGGAAAGUCGGUUGCGAUUGGGUGUUGGAUUCGAAUGCCAUCGACGACAGGUGUGGAACGUGCAAAGGUGACGGUACGAAGUGCAAGGCGAUAGAAGGUUUCUUCAAUGAAACGGGAAUUCGCAACAGUAAAUUAUAUUCUUUUCUGUCAUCAAAGUUUUCGAUUCAAAAUUUUCCUAUGUCUGUUUCUUCCAUUAUUUGCAAGUAUUUGCAAGUUAAAGCUUUAACGAUACAGGUAAGUGUGGAAAUAAGAACUGUUGGUGAUUGGAAAAUUUUCGAAUUCCUAGUGCACGUGAAGAUAGUUACUAUUCCUCAGGGUGCUCGAAGCAUAUACGUAGCGGAAAUGCAGCCGAGUAAAAACGUACUAUCGGUGAGACUCGAGAAUAGCGAAACACACUGUUUGAACGAAGACAAAAGAUUCUUCCUCGUGUUAACGAACAAACUAAGUUCAUCGUAUACCGAACGAUUUUCUAACGAUCGUAGGGUGAUAUAUAGAAGCGGUGAUUACGAUUGUGCAGGCUCGAUUCUCGUAUACCUGCAUCCUGAGCCAAACAGAGAGGAGAUUGAAAUAAAGGGCCCUAUAACGACACCUAUUCGAAUAGAAUACGUAUUCUUCCACCCGAGACAGAAUCCUGGGAUUCAUUAUGUAUAUUACGUGAUGUCAACUGACCCGUCGUACAAGCCGAAAUACCUGUGGGAUUUCAUGGAAUGGAGCGACUGCAGCGUUAAAUGCGGAGGCGGUACGAUGAUAUCGGAGGCAGCGUGUAUCGAAGAAAAAGGUGGAAAAGUGAGUCUUGAAUUUUGCGAUGGCAUGUUACGACCAGAUCCAAAAACUAGGGUUUGCAACUCGGAAGCCUGUCCAGCAAAGUGGCGCGUGAGCCAAUGGAGCAAGUGUAACGCCUGCGACGGAAAGAAAGGAACGAGGCAUCGUAAAGUGCAAUGCGUGCGACCCGCUGCUCGUGCCGGCGAGGAUGACGUUCAGGCAAAUCUGGACGCGUGCAAAGGUCGCGUGCCAAAACAAGAGGAAGAAUGUGUAGGCGAAAGACCGUGCAAGAAGACCUGCCCCAAAAAGGUCCGAAACGCAAACAGGCAACUCGUUGCUUGGAAAGAGAAGAAGAAGCAGCCGCUACCUCACGAGAAACGGGCUAAAAUGGUCGACAAGUUGGUGGACUUGAGUUUGGCCGGAUAUCUGGAGAAAGCGUACGGUAUCUCUCGUGAAGCCGACGAUAUGGGAAUGACGGUCGACACGGCGGACUUCCGGCAGCUUCUUCGCGAAUGGUCCCUCGCCGACGAGGAAAAGAGGAAACGCGGCGCCUGCGAUCGAAACGCGUCUACUCCAAAGCCCGGAUCGAUCAUCAAAGACUCGGUGCCAGUCGAGAACGUGGUGUUGUUGGAAGCGCCUAUGCUAGAGGAGGGCCUCCUGUCGAAUUUGUCGGAUAGAGCGUAUCAAGAAGUUGGCGACCUCGUCGGCGGUAGUAUCGAUACUUCCAGAGUGAAGAUUUACAACGGUACGAAGGCUGUCGAGAAGAUCGAGAAGCUGGAGGGUCGUAACAUUAGCGCGGUGCCUAACAAGAAAGAAAAUUAUAGUUACGAUGCGUUGUCAAGAAUCGUAGAUUUGGCGAAACGGCGAAAAUGAGAACCGUAACCAAUUCUCCAUUCGCGUACAAGACAAAGCACUUGACACUGGCAUCGUCGAUAUUUAUAAUCGAUAAUUACAAUUAUCUGACACUAUUUACUAAUCGAUAUUUCUUUGAUAUAACGUUGAAAAGUGUUAAUAUAUCGUCUGAUAAAAGUAUGUAUUAAGAAACAUUGAUAAAUAUAGCUAAACUCUUAGGUUACGAACUUUCGUUAAAUAAGAGUCGAAUAUCGGUACGUUUCGCCUUCUAUGUAUUAAUUUAAUCGGCGCUGUUGAUGGUUAUGGAAAAAUCGACUCACGUCGACGGUAAUUCGAUUUCUUUAACAUCGUACAAUCUCGGGAAAUCGAAUGGUGAGAAUCGAAACGAAAACUCGAUUGAAACGACAACCGUUUCUAUCCUUCUGCGCGCGCGCACAAAAUUUGUCGAUUUUGAUUAUCGUGCUCUUAAUCGACGCAAUUAUUAUUUUAAUAUCAUGACGUUCCAUUUUACAACAAAGUUGCUUUACACCGCUUUGAUCGGCGUUGCAGAUUUAAAGAUACGAUCCGUGAUUCCGUGAAUGAUACCGACCGAUCGCUAUAUUCGAGAAGGAUAGGAUUUUCAUAUCGCUACACUAUUAUCGAGUGCAAAGUAACUUUUGUUAUUUGUUUAUUGGUGGACGUCGUUUCGAAGCAGCUUCGGCGUCCUCUUGAAUUUUCUGUAUAUAUCUGACCGCAUCCAUACCAACUAAAGUAAAUUCCGUGCUAUUGCCGGGCGGUUGGGGCUCGAAAUUCUUAGGAAAGUUGAGGGCGUCGUUUGCUUCGUCGCGUUCCAAGACGAUGGUGAGCGUUAAAUUUGUAAUAUUUUCCGUGUCGAUCACCACCUCGCCUUUCUUCACGCUGUCAUGUUUCUUUACUUCCAUAUCUUGCUUCAUCCGAGUUCCCAAUUUCCGUUCAGAGAAACGUUCGUCAUCUAAAUCAUACGACGGAUAAUUGCUUUCACUUUCCUGUUCUUUUUUCAUGCAUAACGUUACGCGUCGAUAAAUAAAUGAAAAUGCCGUAGAAAUAACUACGUAUUAAGGAAUGAAAUUGGACGAAAGAUCCUAAUGGUAGAAUUUCCAAGGAAAUAUAGAAACACAGAAAAAACUAGUCGAGCGAGGUCGAUUGAAUCAUUUUAGCGGGCUCGAACGCUUGGUAGUCGUGUUCACCUUCGGUGAUUGAUUUAACGACGCGAUUGAUCGUUAGAUUACUGGACGGAGGAAAAGCGAGACUGAGAGCCGGUACUUUUGUCCUUUUGCUCGUGUUUCGCGAGAACGUUGUCUCGUUUCUCUCGGCUAGUGCACAACUCUCGUUCUUUCGGCUUCGGUCCUUGACAGUAGCUGUCAGCGAUAAUAUCUACAUCCAGCUCGGAGUGGCCGACAGGACGUACACAUUUGACGGCUCGUCUCUUCUCGCAACCAACGACGCAGGAUGUGCAACCUUGCCAGUCACCGAUCAUCCAUCUGCGAUAAACAUCGUUACGAGUAGCAACGUAAGUUUCAACGAAUUAGAAUAACUAGAUGGAUCGUAUUCUCCUUGGACGAAAUCUCUCGUCGUCGCGCGAAGGAUCUUUCGAUCUUUUUCUCGACGUUCGGCCAUCACACGGACAAACAUUGCUCGCUUUCUGUCUUAGGUUUCUCGGCUUUGAAACUCGAAACUUACAACGUUAUAUAUCAACGAAGACAUCGUGAUUGAAAUUUUAAGCAAUUCGGCGGUAUUCGCUCGACUUUUGGAAUUUUCUAAUUAAAAGUAUGUAACGAACGUGUCGCUCUAACCUCGGCAGGCAGGGUGCUCGAUAACAGGGUCUCACUUUUUCCUCCGGUCUCGGGAUGCUCUUACAGAACGUCUCAUCCACGAUGCCAGCGAGUUUCUCCAAGCAACGAGGCUUGGAAAUCUGUUCACCGGGUCCGCAAUUCGCGCUGCACUUCUCCCAGUCGACGAAAUCCCAUGAAAACUCCGGCUUACGAGGGCUCUUUUCUUUCACACCGAACGAAUACCUCACCGUCACGUUUUCUUUCGGCAGAAUCUAUUCGAUGAAACAACUUACUCGGGCAACGAAAUUAUGCCGAGUACGUAGCAACGAAACCACUUUUCCACAGUUCAGGGGAAAUAUUCCAGGCGAGCAGUUGUUCGUUGGUAAACACAGUUACGUAGGUAAAAAAUAUUAUAACGAUAAGUACGUUACGAUAAUCAGAAUUAUUAUAAUUUCGCGAGAAUCUCUGCUCAAAGGGAUAUAGACGCGAGUGUCAAAUACGAAUUUACUAUUCGGGUAAAUACGUUGACUCUCAGUUUUCGAAACUUGGUUCGAAAGUUCCGUGAUUUCUAACGAUAAAAGAACAAUUGCGUUUCGUACUCGAACGAUUCGGUUGGGAAACGAAGGAAUCUCGUUGGAUUUAAGCAACCUGCUCGUUUGUCGUUGGUAGUAGCAGCAGCGGCAAAGAUAUCAGGUCGGAACGUAACGUUCCUUUCCAACGACCGCUUGGAAGAUUUUACGAAUAGCGUCGCGUAAGUGCGAGUGGUAGCGAUAGAAGCAGGCGCAAAUAUCGCGUAAUAGCAAUUAGUAAUUAGUUAGGUGGCGUUGAACAGAAUUUUCUUCGUUUCGCUGCUCAAGAUAUGAACGCGUAGCACGACUCGAUAAGAAGUGUCCAAAUUUGGACACCGUGUUCGAGAUACUUUAUCAAUCUGUCAGGCUGGCUAAUUAGAGGACCGCGUUCGUUAUGUUUACCAAUAUAAGCAAAUCCUUCGUGACUGGUCCCGGUAUGCUGAGAACCUCCUGACUCGCUCUUAUCGUUCCUAGCCACGCCCUCGUGCCCGCCACAUCGAACAUUCCUAAACGAUCCCUGAAAUGAUCGCACAUAAUGAAAAAACAAAAGCAACGAUUAAAUGCGCUUGAAUCAAACGUACGCUGAAUGCACAAAGUACAUGUCUCACGAGUAGGAGCACGAAGUACGUCUGGAGAGACUCGUGUUCUUUAAUCGGACGUUUUAACGAUCAAUCGACGCAUUUCUUUUCUCUCCUCCGCGUUUCUCUAAACGACGCCAUUCUUAAAGAACCGAUCGACGUUAAGUAUGAAAAAUAAAAAAUAAAACAACGUUCUAUCGGUUUUUGCGGUACGGUGAUAUAAAAUCUACGAUUCCUUUAAAAAGAAUACGACGAAGAGAGGAAAUAUUUUACUCUUUCGAGAGUCAAGGUGUUCAAGUUCUUUAGCGGAAGUCAAUUUACCCAUCAAUUAACGGUUUUCCGUCUCUGGUCCUCACCACUAUCCUGGAUUUAGAGGGCUCGAUCUCCUCUAGCCGGACGUUGGUCGCGCCGACCGGGACGUCCACUACUUUCCUCGGCUCUGCCAUUGAAAGUUUUCCCCUCUCGAUUAUUAGAAGUUUUAUACCGAGUGGGACGUGCAGUAUCGAUUCGGGGGAUCGCGAAUACGAGAUUUAUUCGCUGAUAGGUUAUAUCGGUCUGGUUCGAAAGCCGAGGGAACGGAUGAGAUUCUUCGGGAAAUACCUUGGAAAGUUCUCGCACUUUUCACGGAUCUAGUGCCUUUAUCCGCGAGGAAUUUCAACUUCCCUAGCCGGCGUUUUAUUUAUCGCGAUUAGAGAUUCUUCCGUGUCUAAAAACUUUCGCCGGCUUUUAUAUUAAAUCAAACUCUCGGCAUUUUUUGAUCGGGGCAUAAACUAUUCUUCUCAUACCACGUUCCUCUCUUUGCCUUUACGAUUCAAACCGACGAGUUUCUACAAAUUUAAAUUAAUUUUCCACGGAAAGUGCCUAGUCGUACGAUGUAGAAAACUUUUCGAUCGAUAAAGUUGUAUGCCAACGACGAGGUAAAGCGAUCGAACCUAAAAUAAAAACGUAUGAUAUUUUUUAAGCGGCCAGUUCGACGCUUACUCGUAGCUCUUGACUUUCGGCGAUUCCUAAUAAUCUUGCAAAGGAAAACAAUUUUAACGAUAUUGGUAUAUCGUUAUAGAAAUAUCUAGAAAACGAAAUAAAAGCAGACGUAAUUAAAAUAACGCGUAGGUACGUUUGAAAAAUGCGCAAGUUCUUGGAGGAUAGUGCGCUGCCCGAAAGAAUGCCGAACGACCCACCUCAGUCGGUAAUAAAACGUCGGAAUAACUGUAAAACAAGUUAUAAAGACUAAAGGCCGGCUAAUACGAUGAAACGCGC